This is a messenger RNA of Morone saxatilis (striped sea-bass), 12062 nucleotides long. RefSeq names its product matrix-remodeling-associated protein 5-like. Gene Ontology annotation, cellular component: extracellular region. Bases 426 to 8816 code for a protein of 2796 amino acids. The record is from RefSeq and is a predicted model, not a curated record. Gene Ontology annotation, molecular function: protein binding. Lineage: Eukaryota; Metazoa; Chordata; Actinopteri; Moronidae. The transcript is spliced from 12 exons.
UGCCAUCCACACACACACACGCACAUUCACGCAGCGCCAGACGCGUUUGCAAAUAGUCCGCCUGCCGCUUCCAGCGCUACUUUUCUUUCCAGAAGACGCAGAGGAAAACCUGUUGGAUGUUACUAAAAGCAUUUUGCUGCUGUUGUGCGGAGUUGACAAAAGUAUAACUACUUUUCAUGUUUUUUCCGCGCUCUCUUCAGUGACAUCUAAUGUGACAGCUUUUUUUGGGGGGAUCUUCUUCUCAAUUCAACAAUCUCGGAGUUUAUGGGUGAAUAAACUGGUUAAUUGCAUACCACAUUUCCGAACCGUGAAGUUGGAUUAAAAUCAGAGUUUGAUGGGCAAAAUGAAUAAUUCCGUGAAAUAACUCCGGACCAAAAGAUUUCAAGUGAUAAUCGUAGUGCAGCUUCUCCACUUGCGGUACGAAGAUGUAUCAGAGUGUGUGUGUGCCGGCGGCACUGCUAACACUCCUGGUGCUCACACUUGAGUUGCCUGUGGGCCAGGCCUGUCCUAGGAGCUGUAACUGCUACCAGGCCAGCGAAGUCCACUGCACCUUUCGUUCUCUGCUCACCAUACCUCCUGGGCUGCCUGCACACACACGUCGCAUAAACCUAGGGUUCAACAGCAUCAGCGGGAUCCAUGAUAGUUCUCUGACUGGGUUAAAGAAGGUGGAGCUUCUGAUGCUCCACAGCAAUGACCUCCACCAUCUUCCAGAUGCAGUGUUCAGAGAUAUGAAAUCACUACAGAUAUUAAAGCUGAGCUAUAACAAGCUAAGAGAGAUCUCUUCAUCUCUGACCUUCUCUGGCCUGACCUCACUGCUGCGUUUGUACUUGGAUCACAACCUCCUCCAGCACAUCCACCCCCGGGCCCUGCUCCAGCUGCCUAGCCUCAGGCUGCUCCGUCUGCAAGGGAACAGGCUGCAUCAGCUGCACCCUCACACUCUGUGCACACUGUCCCUCCUGAAUACAUAUUAUUUCUCUUCACUCAGACACCUAGACCUGUCCAACAACAGUCUAACAACUCUGCCCAGAGAGACCUUAGUGACAGCGCCCCUGCUGGAGACUCUUGUGCUGCAGGAUAAUCCAUGGAGUUGUGACUGUAGGAUGAGCUGGUUUCUCGCUUGGAGUCUUGCUCAUCCAGGUUUAAUGAAAUGUCCCGGUGGCCCUCAGUGUCCAGUCUGUGGCUCACCCAGUUCCCUUCAAGGACAGGGCUUGCUUGAGCAGACUGACCUAUCGUGCACCUCACCUGUCAUCCCAUCCCCAGAAAGAGACACACCUUUGGAGCCAGAAAUCAGUGAAAUCCAAUCAAGUGAAUCCUUCAGAGAGCCUUUGGGCUCUGCCUCUCUGGGUCUGUCUGACCAACAGGGGAACAGUGUUGAUCUGAGUUGCAACAUCACUCACUCUUCUGAGUCCCAGGAUAUUACUCCUCCACCAGAUCUCUCCCUCUCCUCUUCUUCUCCUCUCCCGCUUGCCCUGUCACUUUCCCUGGAGUGCCCUGUGGAGAGACAGAGCUAUGAGAAACUUUGGAGGAUCCUUGCUUACUACAGUGAGACUGCGGUUCGCCUGGAGAGGGAGAUUAUGCUGAGUAAACCCCCAGCAUUGGCCUACCGCUACAGGCAGGCAGCAGAGACAGAUGGAUAUUAUCAUACUGGAGUCAAAGCUUCUGUUAAAGCCAGACCACAAUGGUUGCUACAGCCAGCCAUUAGCAUUCAGCUAAACAGAGCGCAAUCUAAUGGACACAAAGUUCAACUGAUAUACUCAACAAGAGUUACUGCUCAUCCUGACCCUGCCUCUCAUCCCUCAACAUCUUCCCCUAUCUCUCACCCAUGGGUGCUGAUUUCAACAAAUCACACCACCACGGCGCUUGCAGCAGCAGCAGGCAGUAAGGUGGAGCUACCCUGCCCUCUUCUAAGUUCUGGUAAACCCACAGUACAGUGGAUCCUCCCAGAUGGAUCCAUGCUCAUCUCCCCCUACAGCAGCCCAAAUGGUAAGCUAAGGGCCUCAGCCUCUGGUUUACUUCUACAGAAAUUGCAGCUCUCAGAUGCUGGGAUCUACUACUGUGUAGCCCGAGCAGGCAAAGAUGUAGAUGUUCUCCCCCUGCGCCUGGCAGUGGAGGAAUCCUCUGUUCCACCUUCAGGAGAGCAAGUGGGACCUCCUGUCACUGGAACAGUUGGACAGCCCAUCAGUCUGUCCUGCAAGGCCUCUGGUUCACCAGUGCCUUAUAUGAGUUGGGUGUUACCAGAUGGAAACAUAGUACACCGGGGAUUAGCUGUAUCAGGUGGGCUCAAUAUACAUGCAAAUGGGAGUCUCUCUCUGUCUAACCCUUCUCAGCGGGAUUCUGGUCAUUACCGCUGUAUUGUGGUGAACCAGUAUGGUAGUGACUCCCUGUCCAUGCAGCUAGAAUUAAAUUCACGACAUCCCCCGCCACUUAGGACUUCAUUUCCCAGAGGGCCACAGUCAGCCGCUGGUAGAUCAACAAAGAUACGGGCUCCAUUACUAAAUCAGGGGGAGGAAGGAUCGGGGGAUGAAGAGGAAGAAGAAGAGAGAAUUAUUAUUGGCAAUAGGAAGCGUCUAAGACCUCUCCAACCUUCCCCAAGCAGACGUUAUCCAAUCGGAAAACCCAGAAGACGUGGGCCUAUCAGAGAAGGCCCCUUGAGAAGAGGAGGAGGGCCUGUAUCAUCCACUAACCAGAGAAGAAACCGCUUUGAGAACAGACACAGAGUUACCACAAACAAACAAAGGAUAGACCCUCAGAAAUGGGCUGACCUCCUGGCUAAAAUACGGCAAAAGACUGCUCACACUAAUAACAGCCAGCCCAUCGCACCAGGAAAGCCCACAGUUAAACCAGUGGGAAGAGGCAAAGGUGGAGCUGAAGGAACACAUGAGGGGGAGGAAACUGAAGGGUCAUCAAUUGAUGAUGCUGAUCUACAAGUAGAAGGCUUACAACCCAUUCAUCCUGUUCUCACUGAAAUGCAAACACAAACAGAGACAGAAAUAGACACUGAAACAGACACAGAGAUAAUGAAAGGGACAGUGAGGUCAACAGAAACACCGACCGAGAUAGAGAAUAAGACAGAUACACACAUACAGACAGAUGAAGCAGGUCCACAGACAGAGACAGGGACAAAACCAGAGACAUGGAAAGAACUAGUCACAUCUAGGCCAAUCUCAGGAAUAAAUGAAAUUGUACCAGAACCACCCAAAGGAGACGAGCGAGUAGCAAACCCCAACCCAUCUAGAAUUAGGCCUCAGAAACCCCAGCAGGGACUCUUCCCAAAUUUGGUUCCAAACUCCCGGCCUCAAAGCCCUUGGAACUCUCGCAGGAGAAUCGGACAGCGAAGACGAAUCAUCAACAGGCCCAGGGAGCGACCUUUGACCCCACCACUACCUCUCCCUGACCCUAUAAACCCCAGGUCACAAACUGCAACACCUGACUCUACCACAGACCAAAGUGAUAUGUUGUUGCUGGCGUCAACAACAGCACCUCCAGCUAUUUUAUUGACACAGAGUGACCAUAUUAGGAGUGGUUUGGCACAAAAUCAUCUGUCUCCCCCUGUUUCUAACACUCCUGGUGUCUCCACUUCAAAAUCUGCCUCCCCCCCAUUGACUCCCUCUUCCUCCUCUCUCACCUCAUUAUCCCCCUCUCACACGAAAACACAUAUAGACAUGAUGACUCACUCAGCCAACAUCCCAGACACUGCAGAGUCCACUCUCUUCAACACACCGACACUGGCACCCACUCAGUCUGAUAUUGCGAUCGCACAGACACAUGUGCCAGACACACACACCAGGACACAUGCACAAGGCAUACAGACACACACAAAAACACACACAGCCUUAGGCAAACAUGUUGAUAGACCCCCAAGAAAACACAGUGAAGAUCUGGAGAGGAAAUUGUUGGUUGUACCAUAUGUGUCCCUUUCCUCCACCUCUCUCUCGCCCUCCUCCAUUGCUGCCUCCACAGUCCCCAGUACAACUGCCACCACUACUGCAAAAAUCACAACUACUUCAGCUACUUUCAAGAACCCCCAUUUUGCUAGUUCUGCUGAAAGCAGUACAAGUACAUCUACUACUACGGUUAGUGAGGACACACUUGCAACAACAACAACAACAAUUACUCCCAUGACUACAAGUUCUAUCAUGCCUACUACAACUACCAUUAUUAUUCCAACAUCUAGCACUACCAGAAGUACUAUAACUACUCUUACCUCUACUACUACUACCACAACUCCUAUUAUUACUUCUACUAUUCCCACUACCACUAUUACGUCUUCAACUAGCCCUUCUACUACUUUUACUACUACUGCUGCUGCUACUAGUAUGACAAUCUUAUUCAAAGCUAUUCCCACAACUCCUAACCCCACUACUACUACUACUGCUACAACUACUAAAACUACUACUCCUACUACUAGCACUACAAUUACCAUCUCAGCCAAAACAUCUCCAACCACUAAAAGGGCAGCUACAUCCAGUGCACCUUCUACAACUACAACAAUGACAUCAAUAAGUACCACAGUAUUAUCUAGGGAGAGGCCAAGCAUUGGUCAAGUUGACCCCAGAGGGAGGCCUGUUUCUGGAACUCCAAACCAGAGUCGAUCCCCUACUGACUGGAAGAACCCUGGAGCUAAUUCUAUUCCCGAUUCACACAGCAGCAGGCCAAAAAGGCCUCCCUCCCCUUCGCUCCCUGCUGCCCCUGUGGCCCCAGUUGUAAGAUCCAGACCGAGGAUUGCAGACCCACACAUCAGGACAGUGUCGUUCCCCGCAGAAAGCACAGCCAGGCUGGCUUGUGAAGCUCAAGGAGAGCCGAAGCCCUCCAUUACAUGGACCAAGGUUGCCACAGGAGCAGUGAUGUCAAUCCACUCCAGGGCUCAGCGUUUUGAGGUCUUGCCAAAUGGCACCCUUGUUAUCCAGAAUGUUCAGCUGCAGGACAGGGGCACAUACAUCUGCAGUGCACACAGCUUUCUGGGUCGCGACAGAUUACUAACAACCCUGGAAGUGUGGACCCGCCCUCCUCGGAUGCAGCUGGCUAGCUACAGAGAAGCUACCAUUCAUCAGGGUGGAGAUGUGCACUUGGAGUGCCAGGCGGAUGGCGUUCCCACCCCUCUGCUCUCUUGGGUUCUUCCAGAUCGUUCUGUCCUGACCUCCUCUGCCGUCUCCACCAGUCGCAUAAAUAUGGACACAAAUGGAACCCUCCAUAUCUCGGUAACUUUACCGAGUGACAGAGGAGUGUAUCGCUGCGUGGCCUCCAACUCAGCAGGUGCUGCCAGUGCUUCUGUGCGUGUACAUGUGUCCUCAUUGCCCCCGGUAAUACAGCAACCCAGAGAGGAACACCUGCUCUUGUCUCCAGGGAUGCCUGUUUAUGCUCACUGCUCUGCCCGAGGUGCCCCACCACCAACUCUGCGCUGGAGAAUCCCAGAUGGAAUUCUGGUUCGUCCAUCACAGUUUCUCCAUGGCAACCUUUUUGUCUUGCCCAAUGGGACGCUGCAUAUUCGAAAAGUUGGGCCUAAGGACUCAGGGAAUUACGAGUGUACAGCAAGUAAUGCUGUUGGAGCCAGUAAGAGGACAGUGAGGGUAGAAAUUGAAGGGGGGGCUGAAGGAGGAAGAAGAGAGGGAGGAGCAAGAAAUGAAGGGGCAAAAGCUGUUGCUACUGCAAAACCAUCUCCUUCAUCUUCACUCCAUAAAGACAAAACUUUGUCCAUCCCCAGGCAUUCCUCAAAUCCACUGAACUCCUCUAGACUCUCCCCUCCAUCGCCCUUUGAUAGAUCCAGAACCUUGCCGCUCAACCCCAGCUCUUCUCACUCAUCUUCUUACCCUCACCAACCCGAUUCCACUAAUUCACCUUCUAAAAUCGAUAAAACAGUCACUGCCUCCCCCACACACUUGACCAAGAUCAGUAAAACCAUACCCUCCCCUCUCUCCCCACCCUCCACAGUGCCUACAAAUAACACCAAAGUAUUACCCGGCAUCGUAAACAACACAAGAGUUACAUCAUCUUCCAACUCUGACAAAAGCAGAAUCUCAGCUGUUUUGCAUCCGUUGCCAGUCUCCCCUUUCAGUAAAGCCCGUAUUGUCUCUACAUCAUCCUCCAUCACUGCUGUCCACUAUGGGGGGGGUUUGCAGCUCCACUGCUCUGUAACUGGCAACCCAUCACCCAUCAUCAUUUGGAGGACUCCCAGCAGGAAACUGGUGGACAUGCACUUCAGUUUUGACCGACGUCUGAAGGUGUAUCCUAAUGGCACCCUGUCAGUCCAGGCAGUAACAGAGAAGGAUGCUGGAGACUACCUCUGUAUCGCACGCAACAAGGUCGCAGAUGAUUACCGCCUCCUGCGCGUCUCUGUGGCUACCAAACCUGCCAAGAUUGAGCCCAAGCAGCCACUCAAUCAAAUGGUGUUGUUUGGAAAACCACUAAAGGUUGACUGCCAGGCAUCAGGACUGCCUGACCCAUCUGUCCAUUGGAGCCUGCCAGAUGGAACCAUGGUGAACAGCGUGUUGCAGGGGGAAGACAGAGGAGGGCGAGCACGAAGGCUGACUGUGUUUGACAAUGGGACAUUACUGGUUCCAGCAGUGGGCAUGGGAGAAGAAGGAGAGUAUACGUGUUAUGCUGAGAAUCAAGGAGGUCAAGACACCAUGAAGGUCAAAGUAAAAGUUAUGAUGACAUCUCCACCAACAUUCAGUGAUGACAGAAGCUACCACAUCAUCAAAGUACGUCAGGGGGCAACCGUCAAAAUUCGCUGCCAGGCUACAGGAGACCCUGCCCCCACAGUGACAUGGUUUUCCCCUACACGUCGCGUGAUCCCACAAAGUUUCGGGUCUGGAUUUUAUUCUGAACGAGUUGUUGUGGUUUUGGGUGGAACCCUGGAGGUGCGCCUGGCUCAAACGACUGACACAGGAAACUAUACAUGCCGAGCGAGCAACUCAGUCGGUGAGAGGAGCAUGGUGGUGGGUCUGGAGGUGGAGGCGCCUUACUAUGGACUCGGUCGCCAGGUGGGUGGAAGAGGUUGGAGUAUUAGCAAUGGGCCCGGAAAUGGUCAUAGCAGUAGAUCAGGGGACAACAUUAAUAAUGCUGGUAUAAUCCAGUAUGGAUCUACAAAUGGAGUCACAAGCAAGCUUGGUAGCAAUAUCAGCAGCAAUAAUGGCUAUAGUGAUAAUAAUGGCAGGCUAAGAAACAUUGUACCAAACACUGGCAUCAACACAGCAACCAGUGGCUUAAAUCCUGCCCUUAGGAGCGAUAGUCGACAUGGAUUCAACAGGCCUGUCAGUGGAAUUACACCACAGCUCGGUAGCAGUGUAAUCAGUGUCGGGGUGGGUAGGAAUAUAGCAGAUAACAUUGGUAUAAAUCGAAACGGACCUGGCAUUAUGAGUAGUAAUAGUGUGGGUAACAGUCACAGCACAGUUAGAGGAGAUAGUGUAGAAAGGAAUCCUGGGACUACUAAUAAUGAAGUCAUUGCAGGAAAGGCUAAUAAUGAUGCUAACACCAGCAGAGAAAGGAUAAGUGGUAUUUCUAGAAAUGUUGGAAUUGUUAGCAGCAGUGUGUCUAAUAAUGGAGCUGCUACUGGCACACUCAGAGGAAAUGGGUUUAGUAGGAGUAGCGAUAUAAGAGUGACCAAUGAGAACAGCAGGAAUAGAGGUGGUUCAAGUGGUACUAGUGUAGGUGGUGUUGGUGCUAAAAACUCUACUAACACAGCUGUGGGUGUGGUAACGGCAGUGAAGCAAUUUGCAGUGAAAGGCCAAACUGUUCUUUUGCCAUGCCCCUCCCAAGGCUCCCCUCCCCCUCGUCUGUCCUGGCUUCUGCCUGGUAAUGGUGUGUUGCCAGCUCCUUACUAUGGCAGCCGACUCACUGUGCACCGAAAUGGCUCCUUGGAGCUGCGAGGCGUGCGGGUGAGUGAUGGAGGGACCUUGGUUUGUGUGGUUAGAGGAGACAGAGGAGAGACCAGACUACAAGUAAAGCUUGAGGUCUCUGAGCCACAGGAGGAGGCCAGAUCUCCACAAAGGGGACCGGCUGUGGAACGACCUGUGCAGGAAAGUGCUGGUUUAUUUGAGGCGCCUCACUCAGGAUCUUCUUUGGAUUCAGCUCAGUUGUUAGGUUUAAGGCCAGUCUUGCCUGAAAGGCCUCAUCCAAGAAUCCCAGUGACUCAAAAACCUUUGCACAGAGGCCUAUCUUCACCAGCUGAACCUCAGCCAGUUGAUCCUCCACCCCGCUCAACUGGCCCUGUCUCAGAGCCGGUUGUGAGCACAAGAACAGCUCCCUUGGUGAGCAUCAUUAAUGGAGAGACCCUUCGCCUGCCAUGCGUUGCUUCCAAAACCCAUGGACAUACCCAGGGCUCCCUGUCAUGGGCCAUGCCCGGUGGCAAGGUACUGUCCAGAGGUGAGAGUGGUGACUCUGGCCGAUACCUAGUCCAAGAGGAUGGAAUGCUAACAGUGCAACAAGCCUCCGUGUUUGACCGUGGCACCUACACCUGCAGAUCCACCAGUUACGACUCCUCUUCAGUUUCUGUCAUCACGGUUCCCGUCAUUGUCAUCGCCUACCCCCCACGCAUCACAACUGGUCCCUCCCCUGUGACCUACACACGCCCUGGGGUUGCUGUGGAACUGCCAUGCCUGACCAUAGCAACACCCCGGGCAACGGUUACCUGGGAAACACCAGACCUAACACAGCUGAGAGUGAUGGGUCAGGCUCGUCUCUAUGGCAACCGCUACCUUAGUCCUCAGGGUUCCUUGGUGAUACAGAACCCGACAAGUAGGGAUACAGGAUUUUACAGAUGCACCGCAAAAAAUGUAAUAGGAGUGGACACCAAGGCGACCUACCUGCACGUUAUAUAAUGGGGUGAAGCAAACACACAUUCACACACACGCACACACACAAAAAUACAAACUUGCAUCAGAGAAACAGAGACACCAGUCUGUACUGGUGAAUGAACUCCUCUGCUGAUAACACUACGUGUCCCACAUGCCCAAAGGAACUGCAAGGCUCCGUGCAGGAGAUACUGUUGAAUCUCAGAAAAGACACUACUAAUAUGCAGGUAUAUGUCUCAUGUAUGUAUUUUUAAUUUGUUUUUGUAAAAACUUUUUCUAUACUGUAAUGUAUUCAUACCAGGAGUGACAAGACUCUGUGCAGACACAGUGUCAUGCAUAAACAAAUAAUUUGUGUUUAAGCAGUAUUGUUUUAUGUAGCUGGUGGUGCACUCCUGUUUUCUGUCUCAAUGGAUUAAGACCCAUAUUAAAGCGAUGAGUGAAGAAGUCAAAUAAAAUGUGCAGCAUAUUGCACAUGGGUACAAAUGCUCCCCACAGCUGUAGUGUGGACUGUUUCAUGGGAUGUUUUUGCAACACUGGUUACACCUGUCACUCCAAAAACAUGAUUUUGUGGAAGAAAACCCACAACUUUUGAGUUUUUUUCCACGAAGGAAGCAUUAUAUGAUCAUACUUCCAACUAAAACAAUUUUAAACUGCUAAAAACACAAAAAACCCAGAAACAAAAUAUGUUGGUGAUGCUGAAAACAAGCAUGCUUUACUUGGCUUGACUGCUUGAUGUCAUUACUUUAUGCAUUCAUCCACUAACACUGAACAGUAUUUUACGAACUUGGUCACAGAGUAUUGUAGAUGCAACACAGCAUCACACAAAGAGGCUGUUGUACUUCACAGCUGUCGACGGGCACCUUCAUUUUAAAAUUUUGCAAAUUGGGACUUCUAUUACAAAAAUACUAUGCUUAGUAUAUGUUUUGCAUUUUUUCUAUUACCAAAAUGUUGGAUUUUGUUAUUGUGGUGCCUAUGUAGCAAAUAGUAACUUAUAUUAGCAGCCUUUUUUUUUAAUUGUGCUGCCUACAUGUUACAUUAAAUCUCUAACAGACAUUAGGAUCAGCAUUAUGAUCCACCCAAACACCAGCUUCUUCUUCAGGACUUUUUUUAACCUGUUUACUCUUCUGACCUUUUUGUGGGUUUCAGUCCUUGACAAAUAUUGUUAUACCACCAACGACUGUAUCUCACAUUCUCACGGCAUUACUGGGGCAGAAUGAGAUACGGUGCAAAGCAUUCAUGAAAACACAAUAGUCAAUUCUUUGAAGAGUGAUCUUCAUGAUUAUUUUGAUAUUAAAGAUUGUAUAAAUAUGCGUGUGGUUCACAAGCCUGCCCAAAGCUUGUGCACAAAGCCAGCGCCUCAUAGUUUCCCUUCUUCUUCUUUGAUGUGUUCCUUUUGUCCUUAAAUUAUUUGUCUUGUAAAGAUUCUGUUGUAAGACGCCAGUGUUCUGUCGUAAAGGGAGAAAUUAUGAAUUAUUAUUAUGUAUGUUUGAUGUCUCACUAGUCACAAUGAAUGCUUGCUAUAUUUUCAACAGCUUCAUUUUAUAAAUAAAAGUGGAAAAGAAAUAAAAAGUGUUUAUGAAAUGUCAACAUCUGAUGCACAGUUGAGUUCAGAUAUAUGGCAAAAAAUUAGUGUGUGCUUGCGUGAGUUUGUAUAGAGUCAGAGUGGGAAAAGAAAACACCUAGUGGGAGUGCAAGGGCGAGAAAGGACUUUGAGUAUACUUGAGUAUAUUGUGAGAACAAAAACUCUUUAUCCCCAGCUCAGCUGUCAAACCAGGAAAUGGGGUCUUAACUGUAGAUGAGACACAUGUUGAUGACAUCAUAUUCCUCUCUCUGGGAAAUGCAAUAAAACUCACAGCAGCCUGCUGAGCAACUCCAUGCACCACCCUGCGCUCACACCUGCCAAAUGCUGUUUACAAUGUGUAUUCUAUGAGUCCACUAAAUACUAAUCCUUUAAAUUAUACAUUAUAAGUAUAAGCAGUGUACUGUGAUGAUGGACUAUUUUGUCCAUGAGUAUGAAAUAUAAUAAUGCUAGCUAUAGUAAAUGAAGAUGAAGUGUGCAACGAUCAACAUCAAGCAAACUAUCGUUGUCAAUCCUAAACCUUGAGAAAUAGCUGGUAAAAAUGCAGCAGCAGGGAUUUUUGACUGAAUGUCUUUGUUUUCUGAGCUGUCAGCAGAGACGUCACACCAUACAAACUGUCAACCACAACUUUUAGACUGUUUUCACUUUUCCGAGCUGUGAAGCGCCUCUACAUUUACGUUCUGCAUUGCAGUGAGGCAAUAGUGUCAAUCUCAAAACUUGAGAAACUUUAGUCUGUGUGAGGGAAUUUCUUACACAUUAUAUUUUAUUUUGUGGUGCGAACAUAUAGCACUGCAUACUCAGAAUUAGAGUAAAAACAUGAAACUAGGACACAUCCCAGGACUAUACUCAGCCAUAAUUGAGGCUAAGACCAGUCACUUGGCUAAGAGUUACUGAAAUGUUAAAAAACAAACAAACCAAAAAUUCAUACGUUGCAGAGCUGGAGCUUAUUGAUGUGAACUUUUCCACAUAUCAAAGGCAGUGCUAAUUAAAAUCAUUGCCAUGCACAACCCCAUUUAUUUGGGCAGUUUAGUCUGGUUUGAGUAACUAGUGGGAAAUGUAUUGCAGAGGAACAGCAGAGUUCUGUCUUGUGCUCGAAUUUUCAUGAGGCCAGUUGUUUUCUGUGAAGGCUUUUCAUGUUUUGAAUUAUCUCUUUUAUAGUGUUGGAGCAUUCCCAUCCAUUGUGGCACAAUGUUUUUAUGGUUCUUCACUUGUGAUCCCUUUCAGCAAAAUAAAUUACCACUAAUCCUUCAUUUUUGUGCAAUUGCAAACUUACAAGCAUGUAACUAACUAAUAAAGACACUCACAUGGGCAUUUCAUUUUGCAUCAACUUCACUUUCACUUCAGCCCCUGAGAUAAAGAGUUUGCAGAACGGGUGAAAUGGUUGGAAUGGACUGGCUGCAAAUAAGCAUGCAUCACCUCCCAGAGCAGCAACAACAAUAUCAACAUUACACAAACCUUCUGAAAAAGUAAAUCAACUACAAUAACAGCAGAUGUCAUCAAAGCUUUCAUUUACACUAAUGAUGAACAGUCCAGCAAUAGUACAUCAACCCUGUCACUGCCAGGAUUACUAAUACCAUAAUUUAUGAUAAAUAAUGUUAGAAUACAUUGAAGUGUGUGACUAGAGUCCUUUUCAUGUAUUUUAUUUUUGUUUUCCAACGCUCCAGAGACAUUAUUAAUAAAUCACUCCUACUCUA